CCCGGUGGUCCCUCAAGCCCCGGACAGUGGCCGUUUCCCCCCUGGGCAUAUUGGGCCAUGCCGCCAUGCCCAUACCCUUCACAACCCUGGGCACCAGCACUGUCUAAGUCCUCGGCCGGCAUCCUAGGCCCACGCCCUUCACAGGCCCAUCUGGCGAAUGUCGCUCCGGCUCCUACGGAUAUCAAUGCUGCCAUGCAUACAAUGAGCUUAUCUCCGCCGGAUGCCCAGUGGUACAUGGAUACUGGGGCUACGUCUCAUAUGACCUCCUCCGAAGGAUCUCCAAUCGGGGGAACAGGUCAUGCGGUGUAACAGUUCGAGUCAUCUCUACCCAGUUUCAUCACGCUCGGGCCCUUCCGCAGCCACUUCUAUUGCAUGUCUUUCCAUUCCUGCCGAACUAUGGCACAACCGUCUUGGUCACCCCGGCGAUCCAGUUUUUAGUCACCUUAGAACAAAUAAACUUAUCCAAUGUAAUAAAAUCUUGAGUUCUUCUUGUAAUUCAUGCCAGUUGGGUAAACAUCUUAAGUUACCAUUUGCUUCCUCGUUAUCUACUACUAGUCAGCCUUUUGAUUUAAUACAUAGUGAUUUAUGGACUUCCCCAGUAUUGAGUUCUACUGGA
Molecule: messenger RNA, 616 nt
Organism: Cuscuta epithymum
Lineage: Eukaryota; Viridiplantae; Streptophyta; Magnoliopsida; Solanales; Convolvulaceae
Source: the annotation of a GenBank genome assembly